This is a messenger RNA of Ceratosolen solmsi marchali, 1843 nucleotides long. RefSeq names its product homeotic protein deformed (gene Dfd). NCBI's taxonomy places the organism in Eukaryota, Metazoa, Arthropoda, Insecta, Hymenoptera, Agaonidae. The coding region runs from base 204 to 1814 and encodes 536 amino acids. Gene Ontology annotation, cellular component: nucleoplasm; nucleus. The record is from RefSeq and is a predicted model, not a curated record. Gene Ontology annotation, molecular function: RNA polymerase II cis-regulatory region sequence-specific DNA binding; DNA-binding transcription factor activity, RNA polymerase II-specific. Gene Ontology annotation, biological process: anterior/posterior pattern specification; positive regulation of transcription by RNA polymerase II. The transcript has 3 exons.
ACGGCAAGGAGGACUCGGACCUGAUUCGCUUAACCUCGCCCCGGCCGGGCGGGAUGCUGGGCCGCGAAGUGACGCGAGCGUCUCGACUCGCCAUGUGAGUCGCGUGCCCGGAGCGCCCAGCAGGACUCGUCUAACGUAGCUAGAGGAUCAGUGGCGUAGCGGUGCUUCGAGGACGAUCCCGGCGACCCCGCGCCCCGACAGACAUGAGCUCCUUCCUCAUGAAUCCGUCCACGGGUGGCGGAUAUCAUCAGCAGCACCAGCAGACCGUGGCCCACCACAUGGUCGACCCCAAGUUCCCUCCGAGCGAGGAGUACAGCCAGAGUAACUAUAUACCGGCGAACGGCGCCGACUUCUUCGGCGGUGGCCACCACCUCAAUCACCCCCAGUCCCACCAGCUGCAAUACGGCUAUCAUCAGCACCAUCACCAAGCGGCCUCGACGCCAUACGGUGCGACCUCCGCCGUCCAGCUUAACGGUGGCUACGCCAGCUACGGGGGAUACUACGCCUCCCACCAUCCGCACCACCAGGUGCACGCUGUGCACCACGCGACAUUGCAUCCGCACCACCACGCGGUUGGCGCCCUGGCGAUGCCGCCAGAGGCGCAGCAGCCCCCCCUGACCUGCCCGCCCUCCAUGCAGAGCCAUCAGCAGCAGCAGCAACAGCAGCAACAGCAACAGCAACAGCAGCAGCAACAACAACAACAACAACAACAACAACAACAACAACAGAGCGUCUCCUCGGCGACGGUGUUGGGUUCGACGACUCUCUCGCCAACGCUCAUGCAAAAUCACGUACAACAACAACAACAACAACAACAACAACAACAGCAGCAGCAGCACGACAGUAACGUCUGCAGUCCCGCGGGUUCCGCCUCGAUGCAUCGCGAUACGUCUCCGGAAUUGCAAAACCAGCAGCAGGCGGGACAGUCGCAGCAUCAGAGUCUCCAGAGCAGCCAGCAGGGACAGCAUCACCAGGAGGAGGGAUCCGAUCAGGACGACCUCGACGACGACCAGAUGAUGGAUGGAUCCCCGGGCAUGGGGGAGGACGACGAGGAGGACGAGGAGAACGGGGAUCGCGUUAUCUAUCCUUGGAUGAAGAAGAUACACGUUGCUGGAGUCGCGAACGGCUCGUACCAGCCGGGCAUGGAACCGAAGCGCCAGCGCACCGCGUACACGAGGCACCAGAUCCUCGAGCUCGAGAAGGAAUUCCACUACAACCGCUACCUGUCGCGCCGGCGGCGCAUCGAGAUCGCGCACACGCUCGUUCUGACCGAGCGCCAGAUCAAGAUCUGGUUCCAGAACCGGCGCAUGAAGUGGAAGAAGGAUAACAAGUUGCCCAAUACGAAGAACGUAAGACGGAAAAACUCGAGUGGCCAAUCGCAGCCGGCCAAGAGCGGCAAGGCUACCGCGAGGUCUACCGCCAAGAACCCCAACAGCAGCAGCAGCAGCAGCAGCCAGCGGAAGAACAACAACAACUCGCCCCAGAGCUGCCUCGAGAGCAGCCUCGAUGGGAGCGUGAACGGAGGCAUGUCGGGCUUGGGGGAGGUCCACGACGUGAAGCCUCCGCCGGGCGACGGCUUCCCUGGCAUCGGAGCAGCCGGUCACCCGGGCUUCCAGGCCCAUCUCGGCCAGCAUCCCCUCGCCCAUCUCCAGGCACAGCUGAGCCACUGCCAAAUCGGCGGCCUCAUGGACCCGGUCCACAUGGGCUCGGGCAGCAUAAGUCCCCUCGCGCCGGCGAGCACGAGCUCGCCCGGGGUCACGGCGAGCGUCGCCUCGGCGGCCAUAAAGUCCGACUACGGCCUCAUGGCCCUGUAACACACGGGGCCCGAGGGACUGCGGGACGA